CACCAUCCACCCAGCGCCAACCAGCUCCUUUUCUCGCCAGUUGCAGGCGCUCUUUGGUUAAUGUCAGUACUUAUGACUAUCUGCUGUCUUAGGAUCCUCGAAUUCUUCCCUCCGUAAUGUCCAAUACCAACAUUCCAGCUUCUCCCACGGCGCGGGGAAGCUCGCCCAACCCUGGUCGUGACGUACAACGGGCAUAUCAGGGCAGUCCCCAUCGAGUUUCACCCUUCCCAGAAACCCAGAUUGGGCCUCAAGGAGCAAGUAACAGGCAUGGUAAAAAGAGAAAACACCGACACCACAAGCGGCGACGACAUCGACGGCCUUCUUUUGCCCCGGCUACCGUUGAAACUCCACCCGCAGGCUCCCCAAGUAGAGAAGCCGAGGGGAUACCUGAAGAGGGCGAGACUGCGGCCCCGACUGAUACCCGCCGAGCAUCUUUCUACCGGCUGGGCCAGUUAGGAGGGGCCACUUUGAGUGAUACCAGCUUGGAUAGCGAGGCAUUGUUGGAUCAUAGGAACCAACCGAUGAUGCGCACUCGCCGUGAGAGCAGGCUUGCCCAAAGCUCCCGUCCAGAGUAUCCUCCUCUAUCGUCUCUCGCUUCGCCUGACAACCGCUCUCGUCCAAGCGCAGCUCGUCUAGGUGUCAAAACUUCGGACGAAAGCGAACCGGAAUCGGAUGAAGCGGACGAUCGAACCCCUCUCAUCAGGCCUACCUCACUGCACAAUACCAAUUUCGUUCGGUAUGGCACGGAUGCCCGAGAUAUACCUCGACCCUCGAGACGGUCUUCUGGUAGGAGCAUCUCUCACUCGCCGAGGGACGCAUACGAUUCCAAGAGGUCUUAUGAUGUGAACAAUCCACCUUCGAUGCCCGGCAGCCCGAAACCCGGUGCGGAGAUAGCGUAUGACGACUCGCUUAUUACAGGUGAAGAGUACAGUCGCUCGAAAUCUCCGGGAGGCGGGGGUGUGCCCGCCUUUCCGCGAGAUGUGGUCAUCGAUAUGGAAGGCCCCGACAGGGCUGAUCAGAUUGGGUCUGCUCCACCAUCGCCUCCGGUUUCACUUAAGCGACGUCGGACCGUUACUCUUCCCGUUGAAGAAGACGUGUGUUUCCCGACUGGGGCGUUAUCGGACCUUGGCGAAGAGGAGUUUACUCCACAUCCACCGAUAGAAGGGUAUACGGCAACGCCACGACGACGGAGAAGAAGAGUGUGGCCAGACCUCUCGGUUCUGGAGGAAUGGAGCCGGGAAGAAAAGGAAGAGCGAACGGAGGGUAUCCGAGCAAAGAAGAUCAGCGAGCCUGUUCUCAUUGGCGGAAGGCUGCGUACUCGAAAUGCCCCUUGGAGACGUGAAGAGGAAGAAGCACCCUAUCGAUUCACCUAUUUCAACGAGGAAUUUCAAAGCACCAUUCACAGCCAGACCAUCUCUGAGCUUGUGCAGCCCGGUCAGACUUUUAAAGAUUUAUUUUUCCCUGAGCCGCCUGAGCUGGAAUCAGGCGAUGAGGAGGAAGAAGACGAAUUUCGUCCACUUACUUUGAACGGAACUCGAACAAACUCGCUAUCAAUGCCUGGUUACAACGGAAGAAGCGACCGUGACAGUGCGGUGGCUGACUCGAGAGAAGUUAGCCCAAAUCAUGCUCCUGGAUCUUCUCCUACGCAGAAGGAGAAGCGUUAUGGUCCGCGACCGACGUUUUGGCUAGACGUGCUUUGUCCUACGGAUGCGGAAAUGCGUAUAAUUGCCAAAGCAUUCGGAAUACACGCCUUGACCGCGGAAGAUAUAAUGAUGCAGGAGGCACGAGAAAAAGUAGAACUCUUCCGUCAUUACUACUUCAUUAACUACCGGACCUUUGAACAGGAUGUCAAUAGCGAAAACUUCCUUGAGCCUGUGAACAUGUAUGUCAUAGUGUUUCGGGAAGGCCUGCUCAGCUUUCAUUUCUCACAGACACCACAUCCUGCCAAUGUGCGACGCAGGAUUCGCCAACUGAAGGAUUAUUUAAUUUUGAACUCUGACUGGAUCUCUUACGCUAUUAUCGAUGAUAUCACUGAUGUUUUUGGCCCAUUGAUUCAUUCCAUUGAGGAAGAAGUAGAUGACAUUGAUGACACAAUUCUACGAAUGCACUCUGAUUCUAAGGAUCCAAAUGACACGGCUCCGCCGGAAUCUGCCGUUUCUGGAUCUGACAUGCUUCGCCGAGUCGGUGAAUGCCGCAAAAAGGUCAUGGGCCUUUAUCGCCUUUUGGGCAAUAAAGCCGAUGUCAUCAAAGGCUUUGCGAAGCGCUGUAAUGAGCAAUGGGAGGUUGCUCCGAAAUCAGAGAUUGGACUAUAUCUCGGCGAUAUUCAAGACCAUAUUCUAACAAUGACGGGAAAUUUAACACAUUAUGAGACUUUACUCUCGCGGGCUCAUUCGAACUAUCUCGCUCAGAUAAACAUCCGCAUGAACGAACGACAAGAACAGACCGCCGAUGUACUCGGCAAACUCACUGUUCUUGGAACUAUCGUACUUCCUAUGAAUAUCAUAUGCGGCAUGUGGGGAAUGAACGUCAAAGUUCCAGGCCAGGAUGUUGAGAAUCUCCAUUGGUUUUUGUCUAUUACUGCUGGUCUAGUUAUUUUUGCUUUUGUUUGCUUUUACGUGGCAAAACGAGUAUACAGAAUCGUGUGAUUACCCCGCUGGGAGCUAUUUUUAUCACGGCCUCUCCCUCACCGGUGAUUCUUACGAUGCCAUUGACGAAUGUAACGUUUCUGAUGCUAGGAAUUAGUCUCCCUCACCGCCACUAGAGAUAGGCUAGUCGCAUAUUCUAUUUGUAUAGCUAUGUUCUUUUGAAUAUAGGCCAAAUAUCG
Molecule: messenger RNA, 2824 nt
Organism: Coccidioides immitis RS
Lineage: Eukaryota; Fungi; Ascomycota; Eurotiomycetes; Onygenales; Onygenaceae
Product: CorA family metal ion transporter
Exons: 4
Coding region: 117-2645 (842 amino acids)
Biological process (GO): magnesium ion transmembrane transport; intracellular magnesium ion homeostasis
Cellular component (GO): plasma membrane
Molecular function (GO): magnesium ion transmembrane transporter activity
Source: RefSeq, a predicted model, not a curated record